Molecule: messenger RNA, 6847 nt
Organism: Marchantia polymorpha subsp. ruderalis
Lineage: Eukaryota; Viridiplantae; Streptophyta; Marchantiopsida; Marchantiales; Marchantiaceae
Source: the annotation of a GenBank genome assembly
GACGGGUUCAUCACAUUUACCUACUACUUCUACUUCUUCUAGUACUGUGCCAGAGCAAAGCAGCAGGCUGGGUGGAAGGGAGGAUGGGGGGUAGGGAAGGAAAGACUGAGAAGAGUGUGUGACAGUCUGCUGUUGUUAUUGUAGCCUCGCAAUUUCGUCUAGUCGUUCUUCUUCUUCUUGCUGGAACCUCGGUGUCCAAUAUGCUGAAACAUGUGGGUGAAUCCGGACGUUGAGAGGAGUGGAAGCUUCAACAGAACAAGUCGCAUCGGCCCCUGUAAGAGCCCGGAUGCUGGAGGUAGCUGGGAGGGCCGCUUAUAAGUAUUUGCCUCACGAGCACAUGCACUUGACCUCCAGUGUCAUUAUGGAAAACUGAGAUUGAGAGCCGGUUGUGUCUACUUCUUAUACCCGGGUCGCAUUCUUCUCUCGACUGUUUGGAUGGGUGCCGUACAAGGUCAUGCGCUUUAUGAUCUCUCGUAUGACUAGUAGAUUUGAGGUGAUUUUUGUUCAUGAUGAUAGCUUAUGAGGAGAAUAAUAGCAACAUUGUAGCUUUAGAGGGGUGGCAGCGUCAACACAAAAGUCUCCAUGAGGGAGGGGGUGAGAAGAAUCAGCUUCUCAGAUGUAUUCACGUACGAGGUGCAUUUGAGCAAGCGAGCAGCUAUGGACAGCAGGGUUUGAAGGCGAUCACACAAGAGGAGAAUCGGAGCAUUGGGUCGGCCCAGGAGCCAGAAAUUGUAGAAUCUUGCUAUUUGUAAUCCAUUGGUUCGAACCCAGGCGCAAGAAUUUGCUGCUGCAGGAAGGAAAAUGAAGCUUCCAGCAUGUUCAGUCUGUCAGAUGAAUUACAACGAGGAGGACAGAGUGCCGAUGAUGCUGCAAUGCGGUCACAGUUUCUGCAAAGAGUGUCUAGCCCACAUGUUUGCCGUUUGCACUGAUCAUACUCUGCUCUGCCCUCGUUGCCGGCAGCCAUCCAAAGUAGGUAACAGUGUGGAGGCUCUGCGUAAAAACUUUGGUAUGCUCUCGCUCAUUCGGCGGGCCUCUUCUGAUUGUGGUGCCGAGUGCGAUUCCGACGAGGACGAGGAGCUCACCGAUUGUGCCUCCAAUCCCUACUCUGAUCGGUCCCGCAGCAACACUCCUCAGGCCAGUCCUGGCUGGACGCCUGGCUGUGGGGGCAUCACCUUAGAUCUUGGCUCCCAUGCCCUUCGACUGCUGCGCCCUCUGAGCAACGGGCCUCGUCAGGGCCAGGAUGUUUGGGCCGGUCUUCUCACUGGUCCAGGCGGAUGUAAGCACAAGGUGGCUGUGAAGAGGGUAGAAAUGCCGGAGGGCAUGGACUUAGAGUGGAUACAGGGCAAAAUUGAGAACUUACGGAGGGCCGCUAUGUGGUGUCAAAAUGUAUGCACUCUGUAUGGUGCGUGUUCCAAAGAAGGCAAGCUUUGCAUAGUAAUGGACAAGUACCCCAGCUCAGUGCAGGCUAUGAUGCAACAGAAUGAAGGUCGUCUCACGUUGGAGCAGAUUUUGAGAUAUGGGGCUGACAUUUCUCGAGGGGUUGCAGAGUUGCACGCCGCUGGAGUUGUUUGUAUGAAUUUAAAACCCUCUAAUCUUCUAUUGGAUAUAAGGGGACGCGCAGUUGUAGCUGACUUCGGUCUUCCUGAAAUUUUGAAGAAACCACAAUGCAAGAAAGCCCGUUUCAACGGAGGUGAUGAGAAUGCAACAUUGAUGCAUUCUUGUAUCGAAUGCACUAUGUUAAACCCUAACUACAUGGCCCCUGAGGCUUGGGAGCCUCUUCGAAAAUCUUCUUUGAAUUUGUUUUGGGAGGAUGCUGUUGGCAUGUCAGCCGAAUCAGAUGCCUGGAGCUUCGGAUGCACUCUUGUGGAGAUGUGCACGGGAGCUGUUCCAUGGGGUGGCUCCAGUUCGGACGAAAUUUACAGAUCCGUUGUCAAAGCUCGACGACAACCACCUCAGUACGUUGGUAUUGUUGGUGGAGGUAUACCUAGAGAGUUGUGGAAAAUGAUUGGAGAGUGCUUGCAAUUCAAACCAUCAAAAAGGCCAACGUUUCAUGCAAUGCUCGCUAUAUUUCUUCGACAUCUGAGAGAGAUGCCGUUAAGUCCACCACCAAGCCCAGACAAGUAUAGUGAUCCGGUUAAGGAGGUAGAAGUAAGUGGCACAGAACCCUCUCCAUCGUCUACUCUUGAGUUUGGGCAAACUUCAUUAUCUGCACUCCAUCGCCUUGUCGCUGAAGGCGAUACAGAUGGGGCCAGGGAUCUGCUUUCAAGAGCUGCGGCAGGAAAGGUCGGAACGUCAGUAGGAGCACUUCUCGACAGUCGCAAUGUAGACGGGCAAACUGCACUUCACAUGGCUGCGAUGAGAGGUUACUCAGAGAUAGUGGAGUUGAUACUUGAAUAUCCAGAGGCGGACGUUGAGGUAUUAGACAAAGAUGGGGACACUCCUAUUGUCUUUGCUGUGGCAUCUGGUACACCGGAGUGUCUUAAGGCUCUAAUCAAGAAGGGGGCAGAUGUCAAUGCAAGGUUGAAGGAUGGUAUGGGACCAGCUGUGGCACAUGUUUGUGCAUUUCAUGGCCAGCCUGAUUGCAUGCGGGAGCUGCUUUUGGCUGGUGCGAAUCCGAAUAGCGUCGAUGAUGAAGGAGAGACAGUUCUUCACCGGGCCGUCACCAAAAGACAUACAGACUGUGCAAUAGUGAUUUUGGAAAAUGGUGGCUGUGGUUCCAUGGGUAUACGGAAUGCAAAAGAUCUUACACCUCUGCACUUAUGCACAGCAACUGCGAAUGUGGCUGUCGUGAAGAAGUGGGUGGAAAUAGCUACGAAGGAGCAGAUAGAGACUGCAAUAGAGGUGGUCAGUUCCGUGGGAACUGCAUUGGUCAUGGCAGCAGCCCUCAAGAAGGCCCAUGGAGAAGUACCCGUGUCUUUGAGGAUGAGUCAGAUUGCCAAUACGCUUAGUCAUUCACCAUUAAAGAUAUCAUGGAGUUUACUCGGUGCAGAAGCACGCGACCUUGUAAAGAUACUAUUGGCAGCUGGGGCAAAUCCGACCGCUAUGGACACACAGCGGGGCCAAACAGCCUUGCAUGCAGCUGCUAUUGCGAACGACGUUGAGAUGGUGAAGAUUAUUCUUGAGGCAGGCGUUGAUGUUGAUGCGCGGGAUAUCCACACCACCACCCCAUUACACGUGGCACUAGCAAGGGGAUCUAAAGCAUGUGUUGGCUUACUUCUUGAAAGGGGUGCCAAUUGCAACGUUCAGGAUGAUGAGGGUGACAACGCCUUCCAUAUAGCCGCAGAUAUGGCAAAGAUGGUCCGAGAAAACCUGGAUUGGAUUGUGGUGAUGCUGCAGCAGCCUGAUGCAGCAAUUGAUGUCAAAAAUCAUAGUGGGAAGACAUUGAGAGACCUUUUGGAGGCAUUACCAAGGGAGUGGAUUUCAGAAGAUCUUAUGGAUGCGCUGGCAACAAAAGACAUCCAGCUUUCACCAACGAUAUUUGACCCAGGAGACUGGGUGAAGUUUAAGAGGAGUGUCAGGACACCAACGUAUGGUUGGCAGGGGGCCAGGCCAAGAAGUGUGGGCUUCGUGCAAACUGUUGUAGAUAAGGAGCAACUGAUAAUUGCUUUUUGUACUGGAGAAGCACGGGUUACAGCUGAUGAGAUAGUGAAAGUCGUUCCUCUGGAUAGGGGCCAACAUGUCAGGCUGAAAUCAGAUGCUAAGGAGCCCAGGUAUGGUUGGCGUGGUCAAUGCCGAGACAGCAUUGGUACAGUUUUGUGCAUUGAUGAUGACGGAAUAUUGAGAGUAGGCUUUCCAGGCGCAUCAAGAGGUUGGAAAGCAGAUCCGGCAGAAAUGGAGCGCGUGGAAGAGUUUGAAGUUGGCGAUUGGGUCCGCAUCCGUCCUUCCCUCACCACUGCAAAGCAUGGGCUUGGUCCAGUGACUCCUGGAAGCAUUGGUGUCGUAUACAGUAAGAGACCAGACAACAGCCUUUUGCUGGACUUGAGUUAUCUGCAAGGUCCAUGGCAUUGCGAACCUGAAGAAGUGGAACGAGUAGAACCAUUCAAGGUAGGAGAUCGCGUUUGCGUGAAGAGAUCUGUCGCAGAGCCACGGUAUGCAUGGGGCGGAGAAACCCAUCACAGUGUUGGAAAGAUCAGUGAAGUCAGUAGUGACGGGUUGCUUAUGAUAGAUAUUACUGGCCGCCCGAUCCUGUGGCAAGCAGACCCAGCUGACAUGGAGAAGGUGGAAGAUUUCAAGGUUGGUGACUGGGUACGAGUAAAAGCAUCUGUCUCAUCUCCUAAAUAUGGAUGGGAGGACGUCACGAGGGGCAGCAUUGGCGUGGUGUAUUCUCUUGACGAAGAAGGUGAUGUGGGUGUCGGUUUUUGCUUCCGCAGCAAACCCUUUUCCUGCUCGAUAACUGACAUGGAAAAGGUACCCCCAUUUGAAGUUGACCAAGAGAUACACAUAGCACCGACUGUAACUGAACCGCGCCUGGGCUGGUCCAGUGAGACAUCUGCAACAACUGGCAAGAUUAUGAGGAUUGACAUGGACGCAACUCUGAAUGUGCGAGUAGCAGGACGUAGUACUAUGUGGAGAGUUGCCCCUGGAGAUGCAGAGCGCUUGUCAGGAUUUGAAGUUGGUGACUGGGUGCGCUUGAAAGGCUCGUCAGGCUUGAAACCCAGCUAUGAUUGGCAUGGUGCAGGGAAAGAGAGUGUGGCUGUUGUACACAGUAUAUCCGACACGGGCUAUCUUGAACUAGCUGGUUGCUUUAGAUUAGGUCGCUGGAUGACACACUAUUCAGAAGUAGAGAAGGUGCAAACAUUAAGGAUUGGUCAGCAUGUCAGGUUUAGAGCUGGAUUAACUGAGCCUCGUUGGGGUUGGAGAGGCGCGUCACACGAUUGUAGAGGAGUCAUAAUAGGUGUGCAUGCGGAUGGAGAGAUAAGAGUCGCCUUCGCAGGACUUACUGGUCCUUGGCGCGGAGAUCCAGCGGACUUGGAGAAAGAGGAGAUGUUUGAUGUUGGGGAUUGGGUUAAGGUGCGUGAGGAUAUAGAAGAACCCAAACAUGGUUGGAAAGGUGUUAGGCCAGGCAGUGUAGGAGUUGUUCAAGGCAUAGCUUAUGAAAGUGAAGGAGAUGAGUACGGAAGGCCUCUCCUCAUUGGCUUCUGUGGCGAACAAGAGAGAUGGAUUGGUUUACAUUCCGAAGUGCUGAGAGUGCAACCAAUCCGAGUUGGUCAGCUAGUCCAAGUCAAGGCAUCGGUGAAGCAACCAAGAUUUGGCUGGUCAGGACAUAAUCAUGGCAGUCGAGGCACUGUGACUCUCAUAGAUGCGGAUGGUAGAUUAAGAUUGCAUUCCUCCAUUGGUACUCAGAAGACCUGGAUGCUUGACCCUGCUGAAGUAGAAGUCAUCGAGGAACAACCUAUCUGCAUAGGGGACUGGAUCAAAGUGAAGGGCUCGGUCCCAACACCCGUUCAUCAGUGGGGAGAAGUCACUCAUAAAAGUAUCGGCGUUGUUCACAGAAUUGAUGAUGAUGGGGAUCUAUGGGUAGCCUUCUGUUUCUUAGAAAGGUUAUGGGUUUGUAAACCGUCUGAAAUGGAGCGUGUCGAUGCGUUUAAAAUUGAUGAUGUUGUAAGGGUUAAAAAGACUGUUGUCACGCCACGAUGGGGUUGGGGAAUUGAGACUUAUGCCAGCAGAGGAGUUGUAACAGGCGUCGAUGCAGAUGGCAAACUGAGAAUACGGUUUGCACGAAGAGAGGGUAGACUUUGGGUUGGUGAUCCUGCAGAUGUUGAGCUUGACUCUGAAGCUCCAUGCAUCACUUGAACAUCAACGAACCAGCCAUUCCGGAUUAGAAUUGUUUAUUCUACAACAGGUUGGAUUGCAUGACAUAGAUAUUUGCAAGUAUUAUUGAUUUCUCAAUUAGGCGGUGGAUUCUUGUUCUGGUGGGGCUGCGAUUUUUACCUCUACUCUUGCGAGUCUGCUCUAGCUUUAGUUAAAAGAGGUGAGGUGUUAAUCGCAUUUCUACCAGGUCCAUCUCCUACUUGGGAAAUCUCAUAGUCUAGAAUUGGUGAUACUGGAAUCACCUUUUGUACAGUUUCAGUUUUCUCGAACGUUGAGUAUUUCACGGUACGUUGGCGGCUUCUUAUGGAUGUGUAUGAACGGAGAGGGGAAUAGAAGAGUGGAUACACGAUAUUUGAUAAAAUGCAGAACCAAGAUUGUACAUGAAUGAAACGACCUUGGUGUUUCAGUGGUGCUGUACAAACUGUUAGUCUUCAAGGGAGCAUCAACUGGUACCAGUUACACAAUCUAUAUGGAUUGGGGAGUCCUUCUUGCGGUCUUUGCCGUUUGUGGCAGUUUUAGCCAAACUUCAACGGACUGUGUUUCCUUCGGGGACGAGCAGGUUGUCAAGCAGUUUUUUUGCGACAGAGGUUCAGCUUUUUGAAGGCUUUUUAUGUUGGACUCUCCGAAGAUCUCUGGCCAAGGGUGGCCAAUUGUGCAAGCUGCGCGGGAGUGGAAGAUGAGGAGGAUUUGGUCACAGGAUUUGUGGUCAAUGAUUACCAGUUUGGUUAGACAUGUAACGGAAGGAGAAUGUUAUUGUUUGCUACCGUUCGCCAUAGAGCUGAAUGAAAAAUCAUUGUGUUUGUCAUGUCUGACCAUUAAUGUACGUCGCAACCGGGAGAAUUAUUUGAUUAUAACAUUUCUUGUUUCUGAUGCGGUGAUUAAGAGGUGGACAGUUGCAUGCCCAUGAGCUGUUGAGGAGGGCCUGAGGAGUAAUCUCUCUUCUAGCUUUACCUUUUCAACAUCGAGUAUUUUGCUGCCUCUGAGCUGUGGUCUUAUUCCAGUCAUAAUAAAUGCAUAGCAAAAAACAUUGAAACGC